UUCCGCUCGCCGGCUGCGGCGCCUGGGACGGUUGCGGUGGGUCUGGGCGCUGGGAAGUCGUCCAAGAUGAUUAAAAAAUUCGACAAGAAGGACGAGGAGUCUGGUAGUGGCUCCAAUCCUUUCCAGCAUCUGGAGAAGAGUGCUGUUUUACAGGAGGCUCGUAUAUUCAAUGAAACUCCAAUCAAUCCAAGAAGAUGUUUGCAUAUUCUUACAAAGAUUCUUUACUUACUGAACCAGGGUGAACACUUUGGAACAACGGAAGCUACAGAAGCCUUCUUUGCAAUGACGCGAUUGUUUCAAUCUAAUGAUCAAACAUUGAGGAGAAUGUGCUACCUUACCAUCAAAGAAAUGGCUACCAUCUCUGAGGAUGUGAUAAUUGUCACAAGCAGUCUCACUAAAGACAUGACUGGAAAAGAAGAUGUAUACCGAGGCCCGGCCAUCAGAGCUCUCUGCAGGAUCACCGAUGGAACAAUGUUGCAAGCCAUUGAAAGAUACAUGAAGCAGGCCAUUGUGGAUAAAGUUUCCAGUGUAUCCAGUUCAGCACUGGUAUCUUCCCUGCACAUGAUGAAGAUAAGCUAUGAUGUGGUUAAGCGCUGGAUCAAUGAAGCCCAAGAAGCUGCGUCAAGUGAUAAUAUUAUGGUCCAGUACCAUGCACUGGGAGUCCUGUAUCACCUUAGAAAGAAUGAUCGACUUGCUGUUUCCAAGAUGUUGAAUAAGUUUACUAAAUCUGGUCUCAAGUCACAGUUUGCUUACUGCAUGCUGAUCCGAAUUGCCAGUCGCUUACUAAAAGAAACUGAGGAUGGCCAUGAAAGUCCACUGUUUGAUUUCAUUGAGAGCUGCUUGCGAAAUAAACAUGAAAUGGUUAUUUAUGAAGCUGCUUCAGCUAUCAUCCAUCUUCCUAACUGCACUGCAAGAGAGUUGGCACCUGCUGUUUCAGUUCUUCAACUUUUCUGUAGUUCUCCUAAGCCAGCCUUGAGAUAUGCAGCUGUGAGGACCUUGAACAAGGUGGCAAUGAAGCACCCCUCUGCUGUUACUGCCUGCAAUCUGGACUUAGAAAACUUAAUCACAGACUCAAACAGAAGCAUUGCUACCUUAGCCAUUACUACACUCCUCAAAACAGGAAGUGAGAGCAGUGUGGACCGGCUCAUGAAGCAGAUAUCUUCUUUUGUGUCUGAAAUCUCAGAUGAGUUCAAGGUGGUGGUUGUACAGGCAAUUAGUGCUCUCUGUCAGAAAUACCCUCGAAAGCACAGUGUCAUGAUGACUUUCCUCUCCAACAUGCUCCGAGAUGAUGGAGGCUUUGAGUACAAGCGGGCCAUUGUGGACUGCAUAAUCAGCAUUGUGGAAGAGAACCCUGAGAGUAAAGAAGCAGGCCUAGCCCACCUUUGUGAAUUCAUUGAGGACUGUGAACACACUGUUCUGGCUACUAAGAUUCUACACUUGUUGGGCAAAGAGGGCCCUAGAACGCCUGUCCCCUCCAAAUAUAUCCGUUUUAUUUUUAAUAGGGUUGUCCUGGAGAAUGAGGCUGUCAGAGCUGCUGCUGUGAGUGCUUUGGCUAAAUUUGGGGCUCAGAAUGAGAGUCUUCUCCCAAGCAUCCUUGUACUCUUACAGAGGUGUAUGAUGGAUACUGAUGAUGAGGUACGAGACAGAGCUACCUUCUAUCUGAAUGUGCUGCAGCAGAGGCAGAUGGCACUAAAUGCUACAUAUAUCUUUAAUGGUUUGACGGUCUCUGUACCAGGGAUGGAAAAAGCCUUACACCAGUACACGUUGGAGCCUUCAGAAAAACCGUUUGACAUGAAAUCAGUUCCUCUUGCUAUGGCUCCUGUCUUUGAACAGAAAGCAGAAAUCACACUUGUGGCUACUAAGCCAGAGAAGUUGGCUCCUUCCAGGCAAGACAUUUUCCAAGAACAAUUGGCUGCCAUUCCUGAGUUUCUGAAUAUAGGACCCUUGUUCAAGUCUUCUGAGCCUGUUCAACUUACAGAAGCAGAGACAGAAUAUUUUGUUCGAUGUAUCAAGCACAUGUUUACCAAUCACAUCGUGUUCCAGUUUGACUGCACCAACACUCUCAAUGACCAGCUGCUGGAAAAAGUGACAGUGCAGAUGGAGCCAUCAGAUUCCUAUGAAGUGCUGUCUUGUAUCCCAGCCCCCAGCCUUCCUUAUAACCAACCAGGAAUAUGUUACACUCUUGUUCGUUUGCCUGAUGAUGACCCUACAGCAGUUGCAGGCUCCUUUAGCUGCACCAUGAAGUUUACAGUCCGGGACUGUGACCCUAACACUGGAGUUCCAGAUGAGGAUGGGUAUGAUGAUGAGUAUGUGCUGGAAGAUCUCGAAGUGACUGUGUCUGACCAUAUUCAGAAAGUACUGAAGCCUAACUUUGCUGCUGCUUGGGAAGAGGUGGGAGAUACCUUUGAGAAAGAGGAAACCUUUGCCCUCAGUUCUACCAAAACCCUUGAAGAGGCUGUCAACAAUAUCAUCACAUUUCUGGGCAUGCAGCCAUGUGAGAGGUCCGAUAAAGUACCUGAGAACAAGAAUUCCCAUUCGCUCUAUCUGGCAGGUAUAUUCAGAGGUGGCUAUGAUUUAUUGGUGAGGUCCAGGCUGGCCUUAGCUGAUGGAGUGACCAUGCAGGUGACUGUCAGAAGUAAAGAGAGAACACCUGUAGAUGUUAUCUUAGCUUCUGUUGGAUAAAUGCUUACUGGACAAGAGGAAACUGAUGCACACUACAUGGUCAGUGGUCUUUUAGGCUAGUGGCAUCAGUUUCCCAGAAUCAGACUUUUGAAGAUGAAUGACUUUGGAGAAGCAAAUUAAACAUUUGGCCCUGAGCCAGCAGAUCAAGCAAAUGUCUAUCUUUGCGCAUGGGUUGUUUUUUUUUUUUUUUUUAUUCUACUUGGUCAGCUUUGGGACGAUAGUGCAGCUUUGGGUGAUCUUGAAAAUCAAAUACUAUCCUAUACUCCAGCUGCUUAACUUCAUUUUAUUCUUUAAUGUGUACCUGAAAGCUCCUGGCAAUGCUGGAAAAUUUUUAUCCCAGAGGGGUGGGGGGGAGGGGGGAGGGGAAGCCAGAGUCCACUUUUGUCACAAUUCAUUUUUAUUAAUAGAAAAUAAACACUUAUUCCAGUUUCAAA
Messenger RNA from Gorilla gorilla gorilla (western lowland gorilla), 3116 nucleotides. RefSeq names its product COPI coat complex subunit gamma 2 (gene COPG2). The coding region runs from base 67 to 2682 and encodes 871 amino acids. NCBI's taxonomy places the organism in Eukaryota, Metazoa, Chordata, Mammalia, Primates, Hominidae. The transcript is spliced from 24 exons. Gene Ontology annotation, cellular component: COPI vesicle coat; Golgi membrane; endoplasmic reticulum. The record is from RefSeq and is a predicted model, not a curated record. Gene Ontology annotation, molecular function: structural molecule activity. Gene Ontology annotation, biological process: organelle transport along microtubule; intra-Golgi vesicle-mediated transport; intracellular protein transport.